Messenger RNA from Dacryopinax primogenitus, 720 nucleotides. RefSeq names its product P-loop containing nucleoside triphosphate hydrolase protein. NCBI's taxonomy places the organism in Eukaryota, Fungi, Basidiomycota, Dacrymycetes, Dacrymycetales, Dacrymycetaceae. The record is from RefSeq and is a predicted model, not a curated record. The annotation marks the transcript as partial. Gene Ontology annotation, cellular component: cytoplasm. The transcript is spliced from 2 exons.
CAGCGUCUCCUUGUGGGCAUCUGCGGCCGACCUGCCAGCGGCAAGACCACGUUCGCCUCUCUCCUUACCAAGGCGGUCAACCAUCUCUACCUAGCACAUCACCGCAGACAUCCGCGAGAGUCCACCUCGAUAACGGAUGAUGCCGCAACACGCACGAACCCCGACAUUGCCCUCUGCAUCCCGCAGGACGGCUUCCACCACACACGAGCGAUGCUUGAUACGUUUCCUGACGUAAAGGAAGCGUAUGACCGACGGGGGGCUGCAUUCACAUUCGACGACGUGGGCUACUACGACCUCGUCUCCAAACUACGCCAACCCAUACUAACGGGUCCUCACUCAGAACCGGUCAUCAUCACCGCGCCCUCUUUCGACCAUGCGGCUAAAGAUCCUGUGAUGAACAGCAUCAUCGUACCUCCAACAGCCAGAAUCAUUAUUCUCGAGGGUUUGUAUACGUUCCUGGGAAUUGAUGGGUGGAAGAACGCGAGUGCGCUACUAGACGAAAGAUGGUUCGUAGAAGCGGAUUCCAAGAUGGCCACGGCACGAAUACUCUUGCGACAUGUUGCUACAGGUGUGGCGAAGGAUAUGGAUGAGGCCGUCUGGCGUGCGGAGAAUAACGAUAUGCCCAACGGAGAUUUCCUCGAGGCGAACAUGAUGGCUCCAACGCGUAUCAUCAAAAGCGUGCAUGAUCCAGGCUUAUCAACACUGCCAUUGGGUGACUGA